ACGCGCCGCCUCCAUCUGGAAUAGUUAGCUGGCUGGCUAGUGGCUAGUGGACUGGCAACAGCACGGCAAAAUGGAAAGAAGCGUGGAGCCGAGCUCUACUAUUCUCCGCGUGAAAAGGAAGCGAGGUACGGACCCUGCCGAUGCUCUCUUGCUGGCGUGUAAGCGGAUCCGACCGGAGCCGACAGUACAGCCCGCUGGGGAUCCGGUGCCUGAACCUGGAGAAGGAGAGAUCGAGAAUUCUGUCUUCAAACUCGUCGCGACCGUGGCAUCGCAGGAUGCUCCGGUCCAGGCACACGUCCGCGCGGCUCUGGCCCGUCCACGGGUGGUCCACGCCCUGCGCCCGUCCUCCGGCAGCACCCAGAGGAUUGUGGGGGAUCUGCGCAGCGCCAAGUGGGCCACCCGGCGGGAGGAACGUUACCGCGUCCUCUCCGCCCACCGGGCGGGACUCCCCGCCGACCCCGCUCCGCCCGCGGGGCGGGAGGGCGGAGAGAGGGGCGAGGCCCGGGAGGACGGACGGCCAGACGCCGCCACCCAAUGGGGCCGCUGUGACGUGCAGGUGUUCGACAUCGUGCAGGAAGAGGAGGAGGAGAAAGGCCCCGCUCGGCCUGCGACCUCUGACCCGGAAACGAUCCUGUGUAACUCUGUGAAGAUGAUCAGAGAGAGGCUGAGCGUGUCGGGGGAUGGCGUGGGCUCUGAGCACCGGGAGAAGGAGGACGACUACGUGUACGACCUGUACUACCAGGAGACGCUUGCCCCAGGGUGGAUUCAGGACAUCCUGUCCGUCCGCCCCUACCUGCAGGAGAACGAGCUGGUUCCAGAGGAGGACCCCCGAGAGCAAGAGGAGUAUGAGGAUGAGGAUGAUGAGAACGAGGAAGGGAACUGGCGGAACGACUACCCGGACGAGGAGGGCAGCGAGGACGGCAGCGACUUCGAGGAACGCUACGCGGGAUUCGGGGAAGACGAAGAGGGGGUUGGGCGGAGGACAUGGGAGAGGUACCAGAGGGAAGCCCUGCGCGGGUACGGCUACGACGACGAGGACGAGGACACCGGGGGGUCCGAUUUGGACUGACGGACCGGGCCGACGCCGGCAUGCCGACGGCAGACCACUCCUGCCCCCCUGUGUGUGUGCGUGGAGUGAGGUUAUUUUACAGUGUGUGUCGACUGUAUGUGUGUGUAUAUCUUAAGUGUUACGUGCAUUUGUGUGGAGUGAGUUGGACUCGGUGUGUGUAUGUGUAGUAGUUGAGUCGUUUGGUGUGCGUGUGUGUCACGUGUUGAAUGCAAACGUAAAAGCUAGGCUGCCUGGGAAGUGCUCUGAUUGGCUGUGUGGUGGAUGAUGGUGGAUAUGAUGAGGGGAAAAUUAAAAACUGUAAAUAUAUAUAUGUGUACAUAAAGCUUUCAAUUAAAAGCGUACUCUGCAACUGAA
Anguilla anguilla (European eel) is the source of this 1423-nucleotide messenger RNA. RefSeq names its product solute carrier family 7 member 6 opposite strand (gene slc7a6os). Gene Ontology annotation, biological process: developmental process. The coding region runs from base 71 to 1069 and encodes 332 amino acids. The record is from RefSeq and is a predicted model, not a curated record. Lineage: Eukaryota; Metazoa; Chordata; Actinopteri; Anguilliformes; Anguillidae. The transcript is spliced from 5 exons.